Messenger RNA from Ilyonectria robusta, 1722 nucleotides. Its product is annotated as glutaminase. Gene Ontology annotation, molecular function: glutaminase activity. The transcript has a single exon. The record is from RefSeq and is a predicted model, not a curated record. Gene Ontology annotation, biological process: L-glutamine catabolic process. The coding region runs from base 120 to 1517 and encodes 465 amino acids. NCBI's taxonomy places the organism in Eukaryota, Fungi, Ascomycota, Sordariomycetes, Hypocreales, Nectriaceae.
AGCAAGGUAGAUAAUCUCUCGUUCCCAACAACAUGUGUCCACGUUGCUCCGACACAAACCAUUUGCCCUAGCUCCCGCAAACUCAUCGUUCUACCCCGUCCAAUCAACUGGUACUGACAAUGAAAUCCCCGAUCCCUGACUAUCUUAACCUCGUGCUCGAGAAUGCGCGCCCGAUUGAGACUGGCUCGCCGGCUGCAUACAUCGACACACUAGCUAGGGCGGACACGUCUAAGAUGGCCGUGGCCCUUGCUAUGGUGGAUGGCAACCUAUACUCAGCCGGAGACGACCGCGUUGAGUUCUCCAUCCAGUCCAUCUCUAAAGCCUUCGUCUACGCACUGGCAAUCGAAGAUGCAGGACUGGCACAUGUGUUGGAGAAGAUCGGCGUCGAGCCAUCCGGUGACGCAUUUAACCGCCUGUCUCUCGAGCGUGGUAGCAAUCGGCCUAUGAACCCCAUGAUCAACGCCGGAGCAAUCACCGCACACUCGCUCGUCGUAUCCCCUCAUGCCACGAUAGAGCAGAGAACAGAUCGCAUCCUGAAAACGCUGUCCAAGCUCGCAGGCCGGGAGUUGCAUGUGGACGAAGAGGUCUACGAGGCUGAGCUCAAGGACGCCAACCGCAACAUGGGCAUCGGCUUCAUGCUCAAGGCAGCUGGCAUCAUCACUGGCGAUCCUCAGGAGGCAGUCAAGGGCUACAUCCGCCAAUGCGCCAUCAACGUCAAUGUGCGCGACUUGGCCAUGAUGGCGGCGACGCUUUGCAACGCCGGCGUGCACCCUGUCACGGGAGAGAGCAUCAUCCCGCAAACGAGCGUCCGCCAAGUCUUGUCCGUCAUGACUACGUGUGGCAUGUACGACGCUGCGGGAGAUUGGGUUUCAAACGUCGGCAUUCCUGCGAAGAGCGGUGUGGCCGGCGGAAUCAUCGGUGCUCUGCCAGGCCAGGUCGGCAUUGCUGCCUUCUCUCCCAAGCUUGACGAGCGUGGCAACAGUGUGAGAGGCGUGGCGAUAUGCGAGCGGCUGUCGCGAGAUAUGGGCCUGCAUAUGAUGGAUGCCAGCCAGAUCUCCAGGGCCACGGUGCGUACAUCCGUGGCAACCAUUGUCGCAGGCGAGAGCGAGCCCCAUCACGCGAACUGCCAGAAGGAAGUCGUCAUAUUCAGCCUGCGAGGCGCCGUUCGCUUCGCAGGUUCGGAGCGUCUUACUCGGGCUCUUGCGCGCGAACUUGGCCCGCCAAACCCAGAUGACCCCGGUUCCGGGAAGCACGGGAACGCCUGUGCUGUCGUCUUCUCGUUCCGUGAAGCCUAUUCCCUGAAUGCCAUUGCACAACGAAUCAUCCAUGAGGAUAUUCAUCGACUACUUCUAGAAGACAAGAGCGUGGUGGUGAUCGACCCGUCGUGCGUUCUGCAACUGGAUGAUCGUCUUGAGGGAAGGACGCGGCAUCCGCAUGUUGUCCGGACCGAGACUGAGGCGCGGAACUACAUUGGAGGGAUCGGGUGUCAAACCGUGUCCAAGUCUGAUAAUUGGUGAUGCUCUACGGAGUAAUUGAUUAGUUAUAUACAUCAUGGUCUAUACCACCAAGGCAGAGCAGAUGUUUCCCCACUAGCAAAUUGCCUCGUUUUCAUUUCCCUAAGCGUCUCACAUGCAAAAUGCAAGCAGGGCGAGAGGGGCAUGAGAAACAUAUUUUGGUCUCGAGCUACGGAGGGCUCUUUCAAAAGUCUUAUCCAAGCGCUAG